UCAAUGCGUCACAGAAGUUAUUGGUGGUUGUUAGGGGAACUAGGAAAAUCAAAUUAAAAACAAAGUAAUAGAUUAAAAAAGUAAAAGAUGAGACACAAUGCAAGGUCCUUAUUUUGAAGAGAAUCAUCCAGGCCUCCAAGGAAGGGAACGGCGACAAGGGAACAUACAACAAUUUGAUGGGAAUGGACCGCAUUUUGAAGGAUCUGGACCACAUUUUGAAGGGAAUCGACCGCCUUUUGAAAGGGAUAGACUGCAUUUUGAAGGGAAUCGACCGCCAGUAAUGUAUGGUCCUAAUAUUCAAGAGAAUUAUCCACCAGGUAUACAAGAAGUGGAAGGGCAACAGUUGAAUGGACAACAUUUUAAUAGUAAUGAACCACAUUUUGAAGGAUAUGGACCACAUUUUGAAGGAGAUCGACCGCUUUUUGAAAUGAGUGUGCCAAAUUUCGAAGAAAAUGAGCCGUAUAUUGGAAUGAAUGGGCCAAUAUAUGAAGGUGAAGAUUACCAAGAAUGGUUUACUGACGGUAUGGAGGAACCUUUACAUCCAUUGAAAAAGAAGGGCAAAAGAAAAAAGAAGAAGAAGUCGAAACCCACCUCAAUCUGUCAGAGGUGGUGUCCUUUGCUGUAUCGCUUCUUCACAAGCGGACCGGAUGAAUACCUAAUACUAAAACAAAUUUUGGGAUUCCCUAUCGGCUUAUUAUUCGCAACAGGUCUUUACUAUGCCGUCAUCGACAGUAUGCGGUUCACUACUUUCGUCAAGUAUACCCUUGGUACUAUUCUCGGCAUCAUGAUGUCUGGUGGUUUCGCAAUGUCCAUUCAAGUCCGGUGCAUCACUAUUCUUCUCAUACCAUUUUUCUUGGGCAAAGAAGGGCGCUCUUACAUUGCUACGUUUGCAAUUGCUCUUAUUUUAUCAGGUCCAGUCGUUAACAUCGUGCAAAAUGCAAAGGAGGUCAAACGUUCUCUCGCAUGUCAUGCAGAAUUGGGUGCCAAUCAAACCUUGGCAAGACUAGAGCUGAAACUCAAACCAAUUCACGACGUGAUGCUAGAUUUACAGAGACAAGGAAAAGAAAUACACAACAUAACCUCCAAAAUCAAGAAAGAGUUCAAACCAUUCGAGAAUGAAGUAGAAGAUAAAGAUGAAAUCGAGGAGAUGAAGGCAGACUCGGAUUACGUGGACGGUCUUGAAGGACAGCAAAAAAGUCGGACCCUUGAUAUCAGUAACAGACACGAACAUGUCAACAAGGCGCCAAAUGGAAUGGUUCUGGAACAAGGCUACGAGGAAAAAAUGGAGUUCCGAUGUGAAGACGUAUAUAGCAAGGCCGUUAUAGAAUGCAGAAAGACGUUCAGGUCGCUAGAGUCAAAGUGUAUGAAGGCGGCCGGAGUGAUUGGUCACUUAUUUUGCUGGGUGUUCAAACUGACACAGAUGUGCGCUCUACUAAGUCUGGUCCCGAGUUCUGAUAAAGAGAACUGCGAAUCAGGGAACGCUCUCAAUGAAGGUUUCGGCGAGGGAUAUAAGACCGCCGAAGAUUCUGCUAAUGCGUUUGAUGAUAACUUUGAUGUCAACAUGCAAUAUAAGAUCGAAACAACUAAAGAGUCAAUUGAAACAUAUUCUGUUAAAGACGCUGCCAAAGAAAUGAACCAUGCAUUUGAUGAAAAAGUGAAGUGGUUUCAAUUCUGUAUGACUGCGAUUAAAAGAAUACUUGCAUUUAUGUUUUUACGAGUGUUUCUAAGUGCUCUAAGGUACCAUAAGAACUAUAUUGGAAACUUUGAAGGCGACAAUGUUUACAUCGUUUCUUACUUUAAAAGAAUCGACGCAAGAAGAUAUAAACAGGGAAAGAGGACACUACUACCACUCAAGAAAUUAGAAAGGAAGAACUAUAUUGAUCCGCUGUCAUUCAAACUUAUGGGACCAGAAAAAUCAAAAUUGGUAAGCAGUACGUUCAAACUUCUCCUUCGAGUGAUUUCUGUCUCUGUGAUUAUCUAUAUGGACUACUUCAUAUACGAGGUUCUUGAUAUGAUCAGGAGGCACAGUCGUGUAGACUACAGACAGACCGGGGAACAUCACAUUCAACUAAUCAUCAACGGCAACGGAGCUGUGGCUCACUUGAUCAAGUCCAUACUUAAUGGUUUUAACAAGAAACACGCUAUUGACGAAGUAACAACUAACUUUGCGUGUCUUCCUAACCCUGUUGGACUUGACACUCAACAUAUCUACAAGAUAUUUGGAAUAUUUGCUAUUAUUUGGAUCUGCAUGGUGUUCGAAGCGUAUGGUCUGCGUCUACGUAGAGUCAUUUGCCAAUUCUUUUAUCCAAAGAGAGAGAAGAAACGUAUCUUACACCUGUACAAUGAUGUUUUGAAGAAAAGGAAGGGCUUUUUAAGACAUGCCCAAAGAAGGAUCAAGGCUCUAGCUCGGGAAAGAAAAUUAUCGAUAAAAUCAAAUGUCUUAACAUCUAUAAGAAAUGAAUAUCCGAUGCUCUGUGGCUGGCUGGGAAUGUUUGGAAGUUCAAAGAAGAAGUGUUUGAUCUGCGAGGAACCAGAAAACAAAAAUUUCUACAAUUGCCAUACACCCGGCUGUAACUUUGGAUAUUGUGGAGAAUGCUGGAUUGAUAUGAAGGAAAUAUGUUAUGCGUGUCUACCUGAAGAGGAUUUCAAUGAUGAUUCAACCUACACAGACGUUGAAAACUUUUAAGGGACAGUCUUGAUAUUUUAAAUGAUUCCGUAAUUAGAGAGAAAUACAUUUUUGAUUGCAUAUUUCCAUGUCUUCAAUUUUCUUGAGGGUAUCAGUUGCGAAGUAAUCUUUCACAAUUUCAACAGCUUUUAUAGACUUUAACUUAAAAAAUGAACUUUAUUUUCCAAAAAUAAUCCAUUCAAUUUAUGCAUGUCUACAGACAUUAAUCUAAUUUUUAUAAAAAUGGUAGAUGUGUACGAUACCAUAUCUAAUAUGUCUUAAAUUACAAUAAUUUACAGUUAGUCUAAGUACUAUAUCAUCAAGUUUAUAAUAGCUGUAACUUUUCUGGAUUGUUAAGUACAUUGAAAAUAACUGGUGAAUCCUGAAAAAUAGAGACAAUGUUUC
Messenger RNA from Owenia fusiformis, 3070 nucleotides. NCBI's taxonomy places the organism in Eukaryota, Metazoa, Annelida, Polychaeta, Sabellida, Oweniidae. The record is from the annotation of a GenBank genome assembly.